Arachis ipaensis is the source of this 1328-nucleotide messenger RNA. Lineage: Eukaryota; Viridiplantae; Streptophyta; Magnoliopsida; Fabales; Fabaceae. The record is from RefSeq and is a predicted model, not a curated record.
AUGGCUAUGGAUGUCAUGAGUGAUAAUCAAGUUGGGUUUCUCAUGUUUUUGACAUAUGAUUUUUGUCAUCUAUGUACUCUCUUUCCAUGCCUUGAUCUUACAUAUGUUAAUGAUAAGUACACGGGAUUUCCAACCAAAUCAAUCUGGGAUGCAUGGGCUUCAUUGAAGGGAAACAAAAGCAUGUUGCAUGCGCAUCACAACAUAAGUGAUACAAAGAUCUGGGUAGCUACAAAUCCUCGAGGAGCUGAAAGGCUUCCUCCUGGUAUAAUCAAACCUCAGUCAGAUUUCUUUCUUCGUCGAUUAUGGGGCCAACCCAGUGAGGACCUAAUUGUCAAGCCAAAGUAUCUUGUAACCUUCACUGUUGGAUAUAAUCAAAGAUACAACAUUAAUGCUGCAGUGCAAAAGUUCUCUUCAAACUUCACAAUUGUAUUGUUUCACUAUGAUGGGCGGGCUAGUGAGUGGGAUGAAUUUGAAUGGGCAAAGAGAGCUGUCCAUAUCUCUGCAAUCAAGCAAACUAAAUGGUGGUACGCAAAACGUUUUUUGCAUCCUCACAUCGUGGCUCCUUAUGAAUAUAUCUUUAUUUGGGAUGAGGACUUAGGUUUGGAACAUUUUGAUGCAGAGGAGUACUUAAAAAUGGUUAAGAAACAUAACUUGGAGAUAUCACAGCCCGGUCUAGAUCCAAUUAGUAGUUUUACAUGGCAGAUGACAAAGAAAAAGGAUGAAGGUGAAGUCCACAAGAUGGUUGAUGAUGGCGGGUGGUGGCAAUGUAGUGAUCCACAUUUGCCACCUUGUGCUGGUACUUAUUAUCUAUUAUUCUCCGUGUAUUAUGUGCCGCAGAAUGAUCUAAUUCAUGGAUGGGGCCUUGAUUUUGCUCUAAGACGAUGCGUUAAGAUUCCUCAUGAGAAUAUUGGAGUUGUUGAUACUCAGUGGAUUGUCCAUCAAAGUGUUCCAUCUCUAGGGAACCAGGGGCACGCAGAAGAUGGUAGAGCACCAUGGGAAGGGGUGAGAGAAAGGUGUCAUAAAGAAUGGACAUUGUUUCAAGAUCGUAUGGCUAAUGCAGAGAGAGAUUAUUUUCAGGCAAUGGGAAUUAUUCCACGGAACACGACAGGUAGUUAGGGACAUAGGGGAUGACUGUGCAAAAGAAAAGUAGCUUCGAAAAUUACAAUAUUACAUAGAACUAGAAGUCACGUUUUUAUUCCAUUCUUUUUAUUAAAUACCUUUUUACGAGACAUAAUUCCUGCAUGCUCCAUAGAUGUGUGACUGCGUUCUUUCAUGUAAAUAGGACGCAACAUUUUGGUAUACAUUCGGGCUUUUCAAGACUUCGUUUA